GCAAAUCGCAGAGCGUGAAUAGCAGACAACAAACUAAAAUAACGCUCAAAAUGAUUCUAAUUUAUGCACCGAAACUCGCGUCUUAUGUUGAACUGAUGUCAAAUGUAUCUAAGGGUCUGCUUUGGCGCCAAUCGCACCGUUAAAUAAUGGUAUUUCUGUGUGGAAUUACGCCAUUUUGAUCCCUCGUGAAAAUGGGAUGAAGCGGUCAGCGGAUGCUGAUGAUGAGGUCGAGACUCAAAUCAUCAAACAGAUCAAGGUGGAAGAAGAUGAGGUUCCAGAGGGGAUGGUUCACGGCGCGGACUCCGAGUCACAAGAGAUUUUCAUCUCCGUGUCUGCGACUGGCGAGGUUCAUCGCACAACCAUGGAAGGUGACCAAGAUCCAUCGCCCAUGAUCAUUACGGAAGUCGAAGAACAGCUCGAGGUCGAACCAGAAACCAUCAUCCACGACAUAGUCUCGGGCGACAGCGAACUUGUCGGAGGUGAAGAAAUCAAUGACGGUAUUGAGAGUGCGCUUCAACCGGCGCCCGCCUUCCAGAAUAUUGUUGUUCAGCACAUGGAUAUUGCUGAACCGUUGUCAACGUUACGGAAAUUGCUCGAGUCGAAGUUGCAGUGUUCGUUAAAGGAUCAUGAUUUCUACUUACAGGAUCAGCUGGAGCUUGAUGCAGACAAGAACCUCGUGGAGCAGUGCGUACAGGGUGAGGGCAUGGUGCAGAUUAAUGUCGAGAUCAAGUCGCAACCCGGCAUAAAACCAAAGAUAAACAUCGUGGACAUCUUGAAACAGACUGAAGAAGAAAUCGAAUCGGCGCCGCCAAUUUCACAGCCAGCACCACCAGUGGCCCACAGUCAGCCGGGCUCCAAACUUGUCAUCCCAUUUCCUGAGGAGGCCGAUCACGUCACACGAUGGAUCGUCGACCAAAACUUCCGAAAAGAACAGGAGAGAUUAAAAAUACCGUUUGAUCCUUACCAAUGGAACCAUGUCCACGUACGCCACUGGAUCCAGUGGGCCAUAAAAGAAUUCACUCUCGCUGGCGUCGACAUUGAUAACUUUGUGAUGACGGGGAAAGAGUUGUGCGGAUUACAUCACGAUCAGUUCAUAAAAUACAUCCCGUAUGACAGAGGCGACGUCUUCUGGACGCAUUUGGAACUUCUCAGGAAAUGUAAAUUUGUUGCUGUAGUUCAGCAGCCCACACCGCAGGCCAUCACCACAGUCACUGUCUCAACAAGUAACCCAGACAAUCUCGCUGCAGAAAGUAAAAGAGCAGGUAAAUUGAGCCGUUCGUUCGCCAAGAGUGAAAAACCAAGAAUAUACAAGCUAAGGGUGGCAGGGGAGGAGCGUACCUUACCAGGGAACAGAACAGGUAACAAUGGCCAGAUACAGCUCUGGCAGUUCCUCCUCGAGCUCCUGACCGACAAGGAAUGUCGUGAAGUCAUCCAUUGGGUCGGUGACGAGGGUGAGUUUAAACUCAACCAUCCUGAGAUGGUGGCACAGAUGUGGGGGCAGCGAAAAAACAAACCGACCAUGACGUAUGAGAAGUUGAGUCGAGCACUGCGGUAUUAUUACGACGGGGAUAUGAUUGCCAAGGUUCAUGGCAAGAGGUUUGUCUAUAAGUUUGUGUGUGAUCUGAAGAUGUUGCUAGGGUACACAGCAGGAGAAUUAAACCGACUUGUUCAGGAUAGUGCAGCUAAACAAUUACGACGGAUGAAGGACCAUUUGCGGCCGGGUGCUGUACUUGUGCGGAAGGCUACGGAACACGAAAAGACGCAUGGGAUUCAUUCGUAGUUGAUAUCAGGACAGAUUAAAGGUGGACUAUAGGCAGGAGCUAGGCCUAGUAGCCAGCAGUGUUAACCACUAGGCCCUGAGGCUCCUGUACAAUCCUGGGUUCUCCUCGGGAUCAAACCCGGGCCCUAUUGCGUGAUAGCCAGCAAUGUUAACCACUAGGCUAUGAGGCUCCUAUACAAUCCUGGGUUCUCCCCGGGAUCGAAUCCAGGCCCUAUUGCGUGGUAGCAAGCAAUGUUAACCACUAGGCUAUGAGGCCCCCACACAAUCCUGGAUUCUCCCAGGAUCGGAUCUGGGCCCUAUUGCGUGGUAGCCAGUGGUGUUGACCUCUUCUUCAGCGUUCGGUCUGCACUUGGAGGUGAUUUUUCCAGGAACUAUUCCUCCACCAAGGCAGGCUGAGCAUUUUUGCGUGCCACUACAGUUAGGUCCCAAUAGGGUUUUUUGGCUGGGUGACUCCAACUUUGACCAAAGGUGCAUCACAUCGCAAGCUACCAGUGUUUCUCACUUGGUAGGGUUUUGGAUUUUGCUUGCCCUCGCUAAGACACCUGAUACAAGGAACCUCGGUUUUAAGUCUCGUCGAAGGACUGAGAAGAGGCAGAAGUUGUAGUUCCUUGAAAGCCUUGCAGGAAUACAAUCCUGGGUUCUCCCCGAGAUCGAACCUGGGCCCUAUCGCGUGGUAGCCGGCAGGGUUGACCACCAGGCUAUGAGGCUCCUGUACAAUCCUGGGUUCUCCCCGGGAUCGAACCCAGGCCCUAUUGCGUGGUAGCCAGCAGUGUUAUCCACUAGGCUAUGAGGCUCCUGUAGAAUCCUGGGUUCUCCCCAGGAUCAAACCCAGGCCCUAUUGCGUGGUAGCCAGCAGUGUUGACCACUAGGCUAUGAGGCUCCUACACAAUCCUUGGUUCUCCCCGGGAUCAAACCCAGGCCCUAUUGCAUGGUAGCCAGCAGUGUUAACCACCAGGCAAUGAGGCUCUCAAUUUGUUCACAGACUUGUCCUUUCAAAUUUCACUUUAAAAAUGUCAAGAAACAUUACCGUCUUCGAACUACAGUGGAGCCCCUACCUUGUCAGUUGUCAGUCUUGAGGGGUGUCCUUAAUAGAGAGGUUCUACUGUACUCCUCCUUAUAUGUGUGGUUGAAUAUAUAGAUAAUUUAUGGAAUGCAUUUAUAUCAUGUCGGUUUCAAUUCAUUGUAUAUAACCAUAUUGCUAUCAUAAUUUCGUGCUCUUCAGAGAGAAUUUGUCAAUACCACAUCACGAGUGUUUUCUCUGUUACAGAUAUUUCAGGGUCUUUUGUAAUCUUGAAGUGUCACCUUUAAGACUGGAUUGACAUAGGAUUCACGUUGUCUCAUCUCAUUUGUUAACUGGCUUGGGCCUGUAAACAAGAGGUGCGGGUGAAAAGUGACAUCAUGAAUCGUAUGUAGGCCGCUCUUUGGAAAUGAUUUGUUCGUUCUUCAAUUCAUGUCCUGCAUUGAAAAGUGUACAGUGUCGUCACUUGUGAGAAUCUGAACUCUAUAUAGUUACAACCUUAGGCCAGGUUACACAGGAUUCGUUAAUUGACUUUGUAUUGAAAACAUGACACGAGGGUGAAAAGUGACAUUGGGAAUCAUAUGUAGCCCGCUUUUUGAAAACACCUCGUUCUACAUGUAUCUUAAAGUGACAACUUUAUGUAAACUCACUGCAAACUCUAUGUAAACUCACUGCAAACUCUAUGUAAACUCACUGCAAACUCUAUGUAAACUCACCCUCGCCCAUGUUUCUGGUUCCAUAUGUUGACGAUUUCUUUUGGCCCUUAUGUUAUCAAUCUUAAAGUGACUUCUUACACAUGACACCUUGGAAUUCUAUGUAAACUCACUGCAAACUCUAUGUAAACUCACCCUCAGCCAUGUUUCUUGUUCCAUGUGAGGACAAGUUCUUUUGCCCCUUGAGCUUAUGUUCAAUCAUAUGUAAGCUUGAACUCUAUGUAAAGUGACAUGUAAACCCAACCUUACCCAGCCUUUCAUACAUCAUUGAUAUGGUCAUACCAUUGCCGAUGCAAUUACCUUGUACAUAAGACAUUUUAUUAGAAUAAAUAUA
Molecule: messenger RNA, 3845 nt
Organism: Lineus longissimus
Lineage: Eukaryota; Metazoa; Nemertea; Pilidiophora; Heteronemertea; Lineidae
Product: GA-binding protein alpha chain-like
Exons: 10
Coding region: 197-1780 (527 amino acids)
Biological process (GO): cell differentiation; regulation of transcription by RNA polymerase II
Cellular component (GO): nucleus
Molecular function (GO): DNA-binding transcription factor activity, RNA polymerase II-specific; sequence-specific DNA binding
Source: RefSeq, a predicted model, not a curated record